Colletotrichum lupini is the source of this 1251-nucleotide messenger RNA. RefSeq names its product cutinase-2. Gene Ontology annotation, biological process: carbohydrate catabolic process. Lineage: Eukaryota; Fungi; Ascomycota; Sordariomycetes; Glomerellales; Glomerellaceae. The record is from RefSeq and is a predicted model, not a curated record. Gene Ontology annotation, cellular component: extracellular region. The transcript has 3 exons. The coding region runs from base 1 to 1251 and encodes 416 amino acids. Gene Ontology annotation, molecular function: cutinase activity.
AUGAAGAGGUCCAUGGCCAUCAUACUCGCCUUGCAGUGCGUAUUGACACCAGGCCUCGCAAGAGUAACAUUACGAAGUGACUACACGGAAGAAGCAAGCCAACCCGUUCACUCUCUUCAAGCUCGACAACAGGACUCAUCAGACAAAGGUGUCUUGGAGAAUGAGGUGCGCGAUGGCACCUGCAAAGAUACCAUGUUCUUCUUCCUCCGCGGAAGCACUCAACAGCCGAAUAUGGGAUUGCAACCGGGCCCUCAACUCGCGGCGUACCUCCGCUCAACCCUAGGCGCGGACAAGAUUGCUAUUCAAGGCAUUGAAUACGCCGCAACGCUGCAAGACAACCUCUGCAUCAACAACCAGCUGUGCCGGCCGCGCGAGGUCACCAGCGCGAGCACUCAGAUCCGCGAGUACAUGGACCAGUGCUCCGACUCUGAUAUCGUCGUCGGAGGGUACAGCCAAGGCGCUGCGAUGCUUUCCCGCGUGAUUUCGGACAGGCUUGGAUCGGAAUACAAGGACCGCAUCGUGGCCGCCGUGACAUUUGGCAACACUAUGCAGGUGUACAACAAGAACACGAUACCCGGUCUGGCACCGGAAAGAGUGCAGAUGUUUUGCAACAAAUUUGACCCGGUCUGCCGCAACGGUCUACCCCUCGGCGCCGUGAUGCCAGGCCACAGAGACUAUCGCCCCUCCGCCAAACCCGCCGCCGAGUUUCUCGUGCAGAAGCUCGCCGCCGCCAAAGGCUGGACCACCGUCCCCAUCGUCUCCGACAUCGACCUCUCCCACUUCGCCGACGUGGGCUUCACCUUCCGCGAAAUCUACCGCGGCGCGCCCGCCGGCAGCUCAACCUCCUUCAACGACGGCACAGAACUCGCCAAGCUGGACAGCGUGCGCGUCGUCUCCAUCUUUGGCCGCGGCGCUGCGCGGGUCGACGCGCUCGGCGUCAAGAUGGACGGGGGCCCCGACGGGGCGCAGGAGCACGGCGGUAGCGGCGGGAAUUUCAAGGAGCUGACGCUGGAGGAGGGGGAGUACUGGAUCAUGACGGAGGUGUGCAACGGCCGGAAGAAGAAGAAGGACCGCGUUGGGUUCUUUCGGGCUUCGACUAGUCUGGGCCGGGUUCUGGAGGUUGGGUCGAGGACGAAUGAUCGGUGUGUUACGUUUGUGCCGGGUGAGGGCCGCUCGUUUGUGGGUAUGCAUGGGGAGUCUGGGGAGGAGGUGGACUCUGUUGGAUUUAUCGAGUAUCCUAAACUAGACUAA